Panicum virgatum (switchgrass) is the source of this 724-nucleotide messenger RNA. RefSeq lists its product as uncharacterized. Lineage: Eukaryota; Viridiplantae; Streptophyta; Magnoliopsida; Poales; Poaceae. The record is from RefSeq and is a predicted model, not a curated record. The transcript is spliced from 2 exons. Bases 1 to 702 code for a protein of 233 amino acids.
AUGGUGGCCGCAGCGGCGCCCGUGCGGCCCGCGGAUGUGCUGGCCGCGCCGUCCUCCGCCGCCACCGCGGCGGCGUUCCACUACCCGCCGCCGCGCUUCGAUGCCCUAGUGGUGGAAGGCAGCGGCGCCUUCCCAGCAGCGAGUGUCCCGGCGCUGACUCGGAUGCCGAUGGUGUUUCCCCGCGACAGCAAUGCGGCCGUCCCCGCCCCGGCGCGCGUGGGCGUGCACCACUCCCUCGCCGAGCUGUCGCGGCGGGGCGUGGAGGCCGUCACCGGCGAGCUGCGGUGCAAGCGCUGCGGCGAGGUCCGCCUCGUGACGCUCGACGCCAGGGCCAGGUUCGCGGACCUGCACGCCUACAUCGCGUGCAACGUCCAGGACAUGGACGACCGCGCGCCGCGGAGGUGGAAGGAGCCGGCGCUGCCGGACUGCGAGCGGUGCGGGCAGAGGGGCAGCAUGCGCCCGGUGAUCCCGGCGGACAAGCCCCGGAUCAACUGGGUGUUCCUGCUGCUCAGCGAGAUGCUGGGGGUGUGCACCCUGGAGCAGCUCAAGCACUUCUGCGAGCACACCCACAAGCACCGCACCGGCGCCAAGGACAGGGUGCUCUACUCGACCUACAUGGAGCUCUGCAACCAGCUGCUGCCUAAUGGGCUCUUCGACAUGGAAUCGGAGAGGAGGAAGAGGAUCCGUCUAAAUAUUGCUUAAGUUUCGUAUCAUGUAAUGUUCC